GCGACGGCCAUCGUUCUUAAAACACAAUAAAUUAAAUUUGCAAUGUUGAAUUCGGCAUAUAUUUCAAUGUUUUUGACUUUGAAAUGCAACGAAAUUGAGUUUGGAAAACGAAAUAUUCAAUGCCAAUAUCUAAAUGAUGCGAUUCGUAAUUAAUUAGUCACUUCCAAUUGGAAGAUAUACGAGAAUGUAUUAGCUUAUGCUCACAAUUUACACAAUGAAUUUUAACCACUCCUGGAAUGGAAAUAGGGGUAGAAAUCGUGGCAAUAGGGGCUCUACACGAAAUUGGAGAGGUGGACACUAUAGAGGGGGAUCACAUUUUCAUCGUGGUGCUCCUCCACUGUUAAAUUCGGAUAAUUAUUAUAGCCCUAAUCGAUUCCGUGGACACGAAAACUUCUCUAAUUAUUAUCCACAUUUGCCUAUUGGUCAAAAUGAACAAUGGGCUCCAAGGAGUAGACCUCCGCUUCUGGUCAAUCCACGACAGUCGAUUCCACAUAACUCGCAUUUUCAACAUCAGAACCCCCCCAGAUCGCUAUCACCACUACCCGGUUCGGAAGAGUAUAUGGAGCGAAACAUAAGUGAAAAGAGUGCAUUAUUAAAACGUGAACUUGAACUCGAAGGCUCUGGUUCAAUUACUGACAGUGUGAGACCGUUACAAUCAGUGAAUAGUGACUUCCAAACUGAUAGUGCAAAUAACAACUUUUUCGAAAACACAUAUCCGAGGGAAUGUGAUGAAGAUAAGACGGUGUGUGAAGUGUCACAAUCCCCACGUCGAAGUAAAAAGCAACGACCUAUUUCGCAGAGCGUAGAGGAGAUCCACCAAAAAAUUAUAAAUCACAUUUCUAAUUUAAGUUAUAAUAAAAAAAUGAAUUUAGUAAAUCUCUCGGGACCGUCCGGAUAUGACAUUGCUAUUCAGGAGAUCACGCGACAAAAACGCAUGGAACUUUCCAAGGUGUUACGAGAUAUGUGUCACAAUAAAUUUAAGGAGACUGAGGAUAGCAGUCAAGUUAUUAAUGCUAUUAUUCCUGACUUUGAUAUUAAAAUCGAGGAGUUGCCGCGAGAAGUGGUGGAGCAGCUUAGUAGUACUCUGGAUGAGGAUGUUACAGAACGUGUCAGUAUGUGCAUCGAUCCAGAGUUGAUGUUUCAGCAGGCCGCCGAGAUGUUAAGUACUACGUUGGAUAUUGACAAAACCUGCGAAGAGGACAAUAAGACACAAGUAGAGGCUGAUUUUAAUUGCGUAACCUUUGCAAGUGAACAAAUUAGCGAUGAACCGAUAGUCGACAGAAUAGAAAAUAAGGAUUCAACGGAUAAUGCUGCACCUGACGAAUCAAUUAGCACACCAACCGUGCCCAAUAUUGAAAGUUGUCCACCACCAACAUUUACUUUCGAUAUUACCGAAUCAUUAGAAUUUGACAAUUCUGCAGUUACUGAAUCGAUUAACACUCCAAGUGUUCCGAAUAUUGAAAGUUGUCCACUGCCAACAUUUACUUUUGAUCUUCCUGAACCAUUAGAAUUUGGUAUUCCAUCACCGGUUGCCGCACCACCGCCCUCAUCACAAGAAACAGAUUACAUAGAAACACCUGUCACUGAAUUCGUUAAACCAGAGGCCGAGCUCUAUUCCCCUGGUCACGAGUCUUCAAAUUGCAGCUCUCCAGAACCUUGUACUCUAAAUUACGACGUCAUGAACAUGCCAGAGCCCGGUGACAUUCCCAUACCGCAAGAAGUGCAUACAUGCGCUCCCCCGCCAAACACAGAUCUUGCAGAAGAGACACAUACCGAAUCAGACGUGUUGGAUCUUAACAAUAGAGGCAAAAUAUCCUUUAACUUAAAUAAGCGCACUCUAUUGAAAAAUGAUGAAUUUACAGAAAACAAAUCGGUAAAAGAUGAGGAGGAAAAAUCUCAAGCGUCCGCUGUUGAAUCUCAAACGGAAGAAAAACUAGAAGCACCUAAAGUUGUCGAGAGCGAAAUUCCGAAGGAAGAUAAAGCAGAAAAGGUUAGAGAACGUAAAAGUCGAUCAAAAAACAAAGAAGCAAAAGCAAAAGAGACGAAAGAAGAGAAGAAGAUAGAGAAGGAAGGAUCACCACCGAAGAAAGUUCAUAAAGAUCGUAAGAACAAAAGUAAGACAAAGGAUGAGGAUGACGAGGAGAAGAGGAAACAGGAGAAGAAGACAAAGUUGAAGUAUGAAACUGAAGAACCACAUAAAAUAGAAAAAGAAGACAGAUCUGAGCGAAAACGAGAUAAAUAUAAUGUUACCGAGACCAGCAGGCUGUCUUAUGAUGAUGACUUAGAAAGGCGAAAGGAUAAAAAAAGUAAAAAUAAGUAUGAUGACGAGUAUUACAGUUCCAAGUACGAGCGUAGCAAAUUUGAUGUGUAUCAAGGUCAAGGUUAUGAUGAUGGGUACCGGAAACGGUACAGGGAGAGUCCUGUUGUUGAGGAUGAUAAACAUCGACGAACGGAGCAUGUCGAGAGGUAUCGUGAGGUAGAGCCUGAUCUAUAUCAUUAUUCGAAGUAUCCUGUUGAAAUCGAGGAGGGCAGGAACAGCAAAAGGUACUAUCACGAGAAAUCAGUUUACAGACAAGAAUACGAAUAUCCUUAUAACAAAUACGAUUACCCUUCUACGGAAUAUUAUCAGCGGCCAGAGAUGUAUCCCUCUGAAGAGUAUGAUCAAAAGGUCCACUAUUCUAAAACGCAUAAGAAUAAAUAUAAAAGGCAUUCUAAGAAACACAAAAGACAUCGAGAUCGUUCUUCAGAUUCUAACGUAAGCUCGUCUGGAUCAGAAAAGAAUUCCUCCACAUCAUCAUUUAAGACAAAUAAACAGACUUCCAAACAGUCUGAUUUGUACGACAGUUCAGAGGAGGGGAUGACUAAUAGGCUGCCAAAAACAUCGCUAAUGGAGCGGUUACAAGUAUUAUGUGACACUAAAUUAGGUGGUAUUAAAUUGGAACCGGUUUCUCCAAAUCCUAAUGACGAUGCGCGCAAGUGCUCAAAUGUAAAUAGUGAGGGUGACAAAUCGGGAAGUAAAAACAAUAGUGAUUCGCGUAAACAACCUACUCGUACUAGUGUUGAUAAACAACCGAGUGACAAGGGCGAUGAGACAACAAAGCAAAAAGAUAAUUCGUCUAGUAGAACAGUAGAAGAUACUUCAUCUGGCACAGCUAAUACAAAAAAUAGAUCUGAAAGUGAGGAUGAUCUGAAAAAUUCUUCCGAAGUGGAAAGUUCGGAAUCAAAAAAUUAUAAGCACCGUCCGUGGAAAAGUCCAGGUGAAAAAAAAUUCAUGAUGGAACAUCUCCAUCAAAACAACGCAAAUGAAGAUGGCGUGGAGGUCGAUGCAGAACAUGAUACUCCCACAAAUGAGGGGUUACUGAGCAAAGUUCUUACAGUUUCCGGGGAAGUCGAUUCUUUGUCAACGGAAAAGCCCGCACAAGUUUCCUGUGCAAAAAAUGUAGAGUUGCCAGUAGUAAUGCCCGUAGAAAAGGAAACAGUAUCAGAAAAACCUAAAAUAAUAGAUAAAAUAUUGGCGCACGCUGCUACGCAAACUAUUAUUGGUACAACUGAGCAUACCUACUCACAAACGGUGUUGGAUACUACGGAGAAAUUCACCCAAGCCACCUAUGAGGAAGAGAAGAAGAAAGUAUCCUCUUUUUCCACUCAAACGGUGGUUAGUACUGUAGCUGCAAGUACCCAAACUCCGAUUGCAAAAACUGUAGAGAAGGGGAAAUUAAUUCAAACAGACCACGUGAUUAUUGUUGAUGUGGCAGAAAAUGUAGAAGUAGACGAGAGCAUUCCAAAAACAUUGCGAUGUAAGCAGUUUAUCGAUCGCAUGUAUGAGAUUGACAAAGAGAUUGAUCGCCUCGUUAAGUUGCGCCAGAGUUUCUACCAUUUAUUUCUUAAUGUAAGUGAUCCAGAUCACGAAAUUAAAGACCUAAAAGGGAUUACUGAUAGUCCAAAAUCCAUUCCAAAGCUGCCAGACUCUAAGACAUCAAGGAGCACUCCAACGCCAAGUAUUCCCGAACGUAGCACUUCUAAAAAAAGAACCCCACACACGACCAGUGAUCGUAAAAAUACUCCCGAGCGCAGCUCAAGGUCUCACCACAAACAUACUUCUGCAGAUACCAAGACAAGUACGCCGGAACCGUCAAAGCAAAAAACGGCGCAGUCUCAUAGGGAAAGAUCGCGGAAAACAGACUCAAAACCAGUACACAUUUCUGAUAAGCAGAAAACGUCAAAAUCUCAAGAGAUUGCAAAAACGGAAAAGAAAGAAUCUGUAGAAAGGCUUGAGAAAAAGGAGACGGCUGCGUUACCAAGCGCAAAGGUCCAACACCAUGGAAGAGGUCGAUUGAAAAAAAGUGCACCUCAUGGGUCCAACGAGGAAAAAGUAAAACCGUCACGCGAAGAACCGUCACAUUUAGAUGAAAAGAAGCAAAAAGUUACAGUUUCGAAAGAAACUGGUCGAAAGAGGAAACUAAAAAAUGACGAAACUCCCGACAAAGAAGUGAAACGUUUAAAAAAAAUUGAAACAAGUGAAGAAAAUGUUGGUGACAAGGAAAGGCGAGCCAAAAAAGUUGAACCUGCUGAAGUUGCUCCGGCUGAGAAAGAAAAAUCGGAUGAAAUUUCUAAUAAGGAACAGAAACGUUCUAAGAAGUCAGAUCCAGUGGAAGCUACUCCAGUUGAAGAAACUCCGAAAGAAGCAAAACAUUCCAAAAAGUCGCCAGACACAAUUGAAACUUUCAGCGAGGAAGCUCCUAAUAAGGAAAAACGUUCCAAAAAGUCAGACACAGUUGAAAGUAAUUCAGUUGAAGAAAGUUCAAAUAAAGAAAAACGUUGCAAGAAAUCUGACACAGUUGAGGCUAGUUCAGUUGAGGACACUCCCGCUAAGGAAGCGAAACGUUUGAAGAAGCUCGAGGUGAUCGAAGCCAAUUCGGCUGAGAAGGAAAAAGUUGAGGACACUAAACGUUCCAGGAAAGUUGACGCUUCUGAAGUAGAAAAAGUGGAGGAUAAUGAAACUAAACGAUCGAAGAAAUCUGAUACGCUUGAAGCUAAUCCGAUUGUGACAGAGAGUGUUGACGAUAUUAAGCGUUCUAAGAAAUCUGAUGUGGUUGAACGUGGUAUUGUUGAAGAUAAACCUGACGAUGCUCCUAAUAAAGAGAUGAAACGGUCCAAGAAAUCUGAGGUUGUUGAAACUAUCGAACGGGAGAAAGAAAUAGAAGAAAUUCAGAAUAAGGAAAUCAAACUAUCUGAAGCAGUUGACGACGUUGAGAAAGCGACCACUCCUAGUGAAGACGUCGAACAGGAGACACACACUGAAAAAGAUACUAAACCUGAUGACUCUUUGGAUACUAAAACGUCUGAGAUGGAAGUGACAGACGGAGCGGUGGAAGAGGAAAAGAAGGACGCGGUUAUGGACAAUACUGAAGCAGAAGAAAAAACCGAGGUUGAAAGCAAAAUAAAUGGAAGCUUUAUGGGAGACAUCCCCGAUGUAAUGGACGAUACAAGGGAUGAAACAUUCGAAGAUAGGCCCAUUACUCCCGGUGCAACGCUCACGAGCUCGGACCUUGCUUCACCGCCAAAAAAGAAAAAAAGGCGCUUAAGCGGAAUGAUGGCCCAAUAUCGGAAGAAGAAGAAAAAAUCGAAAAAGUCUAAAAAGAAAGAUGAGAAACAUUUGGAUUCCAGACACGAGUCGCCAGAGCACAGUGCGAGAAACGUUGAAACCGUACGUGUAUCCGCACCCAGCAGUGUGAAGAUGAUAAGGUUUUCAAUUGAGCAAUUGGAAACAAUGAGGAACAGUAUACGUAGUAAACAUGUUCAGGAGCAACCACUAAGUGACGAUUCGUCUGUUUCAAAUGAGAAUCCUGCUGCAGAUGCUGAACACGAAGAGACUAGGGAGUUGAGUGAAGAAGCGGUAGAACCGACAGAGGAAAAUGCGUCUGAAACUGACGUGGUUGCAGAUGACACAAACACAUCUACCUCGUACUCAAUGGAGUUUAAAAACUUUACGGGUGCUAUUUUAGUUAUAAAGGUAAUUGAAAAUACAGUAUUAGCGGCAUCCGAUAAGGGUCAACUUCUCAGUUUCGAUAUGCUUAACGGAGAGUUGCUGCAAACGGUGGAGAUUUCAAGUGUGGCAGUUACAUCAAUCGUUUCUACAUGUCGUAAUGAUAUUACAACAAUUUACUUGGGCUCUCUAGAUACACGUGUGACAAUCUUUAAUUUCCAAACCAAAGAGAUCGUCAAACAGGAAACUGUCUCAGAGCCCGUUCAGUGUAUGGAGUAUUCGUGGAAUUUUAUCUUCAUCGGAUCAGAUCGAGGAACAUUGAUUCGAUUCGAUUUAGAUACGGAAACUGUGGUGGACCAAACGAAAAUAUCAAAUUUUAAUAUUCUAAUGAUGAAGGCUUCAACGGAGGGGCCGCGGAAAAUUUUAGUUGUUGCGACUCGUAACUCUCCCGUCAGCAUUCGUGACGCCCUCAGUGGUCUGUUAUUACGUACAAUGGAGACCUCUUUUUCGCCCACGGUCUAUACAUUAUUAAUCGACAAAAAUUUAAUAUAUUGUGGUACCAGUCAACACGAUAUUUUAGUUUAUACGUUCGAGGAUGGUCAUCUGGCACGGCAGCACGAAGCGACCAAAUCGAAAGGCGUGGUUUGCAUGCAAAUACUUGGCAAUCUCCUUUUUGCCGGUUGCUACAAUGGCAACAUUUAUGUAUAUAAUAUAAAAACGAACGCGUAUUUAGGUAUAAUGAGCGGACCCGGUGGUUUAAUGUUAUCUAUGGAAAUUGUUGACGAUAAGAUUAUCGUUGGAACAAAAUCAAGUAAUUUCAAGGCGUGGAAGAUACCUCCGGAAUAUUACGAGGAAAAGUGAACACACUGUAAAUAGGUGUUUAUUUAUAAUUGUAAAAUACUUGUAUAUAUAUAUUGUACACCUUGGUAUAAAUUGUGAUUAUAUGUAAAAACUAUCGAUAGAUUUAGUCUUUGGUAUACAAUAUUCGAUGUAAAAAAAUUUUAGACCAAUGUGAUUAAUUAUUACUUUUAUUUAUUAUUAACUUUUUAAGUUUAAUUGCUUGUAAAUAUUUGCAAUGUGAUCAUUGUUCAAAUCGAUUUAAUUUUUUUUAUCGCUCAUUAUUAAAACAUUUACCAUUUUCGUGCCUUUAUUGUGAGAAUUUGAUUUUAUAAUUUUCAAACACUUUUGACCAAACCUAUUUAGGAAUGAGAUGGUAUCAACUGCCGACCUUUAGCACCUUCUUUUUUUAUCAUAGAAUAAUUGCAUGUGUUCCAUGAUCAUUGUUAUUAGAGAAUAAUUGUACGGUAGACUGUUAAUUUCGUCGUUACGAACAAUGUUUAUUGUUGUUUUAAGUAGUGAAUUUUAAUUAAUGUAGCACUCGCAGUUUUAUAAUAAAAUUGUCAUUGAUCAGA
Molecule: messenger RNA, 7398 nt
Organism: Photinus pyralis (common eastern firefly)
Lineage: Eukaryota; Metazoa; Arthropoda; Insecta; Coleoptera; Lampyridae
Product: titin
Exons: 9
Coding region: 197-6847 (2216 amino acids)
Cellular component (GO): membrane; cytosol
Molecular function (GO): SH3 domain binding; RNA binding
Source: RefSeq, a predicted model, not a curated record